Loa loa (African eye worm) is the source of this 847-nucleotide messenger RNA. RefSeq names its product RING finger protein. The transcript is spliced from 3 exons. Bases 82 to 519 code for a protein of 145 amino acids. Lineage: Eukaryota; Metazoa; Nematoda; Chromadorea; Rhabditida; Onchocercidae. Gene Ontology annotation, biological process: ubiquitin-dependent protein catabolic process; protein ubiquitination. The record is from RefSeq and is a predicted model, not a curated record. Gene Ontology annotation, cellular component: Cul5-RING ubiquitin ligase complex; nucleus. Gene Ontology annotation, molecular function: ubiquitin protein ligase activity; cullin family protein binding; zinc ion binding.
GACGAUAUGUAGACGAUAUUGUUACUGUUUGCUGUAGUAAAGAGUACUUCUUGUAACGUCCAUUUGUUGAGUAUCGGAAGCAUGCUACAUAUCCAAAUGCUGUUUAUUUAUGGUCAACUUUUCAUUACAAUUGAUGUAAGCAUAGCUAUCUUCAUAACACGAGUAGAUUUACUGCCAACAUUCAAUUGUUGUUUUGAACUGCAUAAAUAUUUCUCCAGAUAUAUGGAGAAGCCAAAAGAUACAGCUUUGAUUGAACAACGUCCAUUUGUACUCAAAAAAUGGACUGCAUUAGCAAUGUGGUCAUGGGAUGUCGAAUGUGACAUUUGUGCGAUAUGUCGAGUACAACUAAUGGAUGCUUGCUUACGAUGCCAGUCAGAAAAUAAGCAAGACGACUGUGUUGUGGUAUGGGGUGAAUGCAAUCAUUCGUUUCAUAAUUGCUGUAUGGCUUUAUGGGUAAAGCAGAACAAUCGUUGUCCUCUCUGUCAGCAGGAUUGGCAAGUGCAAAGAACGGGUCACUGAAUUCGGUAUUUUAGAUAUUUUGCGAUAUUUUAAUUUUUAUGCUAGCAAUUUAAUCAGUAAUCUCCAAAGUUGAUCGAUGCCAUUUUUUAUACAUAGCUGUGAUUCUUGUAACUACUUUUGUGUCUUCUGUUUCUCCAGGGUCGUUGUUUUCUUUUGUAAAAUAGUAGAAGGGCUGAAACAUUAUUUCUUAUUUCUCAUACAUACUUUUUGAUAUAUUUAUUUCAUUCAUUGCUUGAAUUACUUUUUUUUUACUGCUUCAAUCAUUUUCCAUUAAAUCUGGCAGCAAUUUGUGAUUGAAAACGAGAUGAAAUAAAUCUUUAUUUCGGAA